Molecule: messenger RNA, 515 nt
Organism: Rotaria sordida
Lineage: Eukaryota; Metazoa; Rotifera; Eurotatoria; Philodinida; Philodinidae
Source: the annotation of a GenBank genome assembly
AUGACAGAUUUAGCUUUGAAUGAAACUCAAAUGGAUAAUGAUGAUCGUCCAAUUGAUGUUCAUCAUGAUAAUGCAACCAAUGUUUUUCUAACACAAGGAGUUAAUACAACACAACAUGAAAGUUCAUCUGAUUCCAGAAGUAAUGCAAGCAUGUCGGAUGUACCUAAAUUACCUCAAAUUACUGCUACAGCUACCACGUAAAUCAAACUAAUUUUUUUCUUCGAAUUAUUUUGUAUAUGAUCCCUUUGAAAAACUGGUGAUAAUAUUCAAAUAAAAUUUUGUCCAAAAUAAUAAUCAAUGAAAGAUUCGAAAUUUAUUUGAUUCUAUUUUUAACGAAAGUGAAGAUAAGAAGUGAUAGACAAAGAUCUUGUUAGGAAACUCUUGAAGUCCUCCUAUUAAUAUUUUGUGUUUGUAAUGAACACUAUUUCGAAUCGGAUCUUGACAAUUUCUCACUAUAAAUAUUGGUCAAAUUAUUUAAAUUCUUUAAAAAAACUAACAACUGCUUUUAUUUCAAA